GCCUAGCCCGAAAGCAGGGAAUAGGCGUGUCCUAGGAGAAGCCUAGGCGGCUGUGAGCUGUGGCUAAGGCGCGGCGCUCAGUUUGGCGACGUGGGGAGGAUCAAGGAUGGGAUCUGUACCGCUGGCUUCACUGGGACCCGCUGUGGAGGCGAAGGUCGUGCAGAGACACAGCGUGUUUCCCGGAGCGCGUCUGGGGAGGAUGCACCAGCGGAUGGGAGGCAGCUAACGGGAUUCCCUCUCCGCGUGGGUAGUCCGAGGAGCACGUCGCGAGUUCCCCAAGAGGGUUCGGUCGAGGGAAAGCCGCAAAGCCAUGAGAAGAGUUGGGGACGCCCAGCUGGAGGCGACCUGCGACGCUGAGGGCGUGAGAGGGGGCCGCGAUGGCCAGGGAAGAGUGCAAGGCGCUGCUGGAUGCGCUCAACAAGACCACGGCGUACUACCAUCUCCUGGUGCUCAGCGUGGGCGGCUCCGCAGACACGCAGGAUCUGCGCGAGGAGCUGCAGAAGACGCGCCAGCAGGCGCGCGAGCUGGCGGUGGCCACUGGUGCCCGGCUGACCGUGGCGCUGCGCGACCGGAGCUUGGUGGCGGAGGAUCGCGCCGAGUUUGAGCGCCUCUGGGUGGCCUUCUCCGGCUGCCUGGACUUGCUGGAGGCCGACAUGCAACGCGCACUGGCGCUGGGAACCGCCUUCCCAUUGCACGCGCCGAGGCGGCCUCUCGUGCUCACCGGCGUGUCUGGUGGCUCCUCCCUGAUGGUGGCCCGGGCCCUGAGCACACGCAGUCAGCGGCACGAGGCCGAGGGUGGCUUCGACGUCGCAGAUCUGCUGGAGCUUGAGCGCGAGAUCCUUCAGGUGGGCGAGAUGAUCGACGACAUGGAAAUGAAAGUCAACGUGCCCCGCUGGACAGUGCAAGCCCGGCAGGCGGCGGGCGCAGAACUCCUGUCUAGUGUCAGCGCUGGUGCGUCCUCCGCCCGGAUGUCCGUACAGGAACGCUCGGGGCCCUGCGAUCCCAAUAAGGCCCUAGCCACCACCGUUUUCAGCGCCGUGCUCCUGGCGGCUGUGGCUCUAGCCUUAUGCGUGGCAAACCUGAGCUGACACCCAAAGGUCACCCGCUGCCCCUGCGCCUCAAGGGGAAUUGUGCUUGGAGUCUGGCAUUAAGGGGAGCCCUACUAAACCUUGGUAUGUGCAUAGGUACAUGAUUGUUUCUUGUUUUGACAAGACAUGUUUUUGUGCUUGCUAGCCCAGAAGGAGUUAACUUUGCACGGGACGAUCAGGGCAUUAUCUCUAAUGUCUGCAGAAGCUUUAACUCCUAUUAAUAGAAAUCGGCCCACAGUGCCCCCAGAUCCCUUUGAAUUUAUGACUUAACAAGUACAUCCCAAGUUUGAUUUCCCCAUCCCAGCGGAUUUCCCCAUCUCCCACUCUGCCUGGGACAGUUUGGAAAGGGGGUUGGGAUUGCUUGAAACGUUGAGAGUGGGGACGUUUUGUUUCCUGGAUAAGAAGCAAAUUGCAACAAUGCAGUCAGUUUUUAUUACCUUAAUCCUCUGGGGCCUAAGCUUUGGGAGAGUAUGCAGAUAAAAGUUCCACAAGUGCUUUCUCUAUCGAAACACCAUUUCACUUCUUGGGUGGGUUUAUCCAUUAGACACCGGAAGCUACAAGAGGUUUGGGGUUGUGACCCUGUUUAGGAAAACCAAGAAGGUUGAUCCAAGGGAUGUGGUGGAAUUGGAUCCACCCCACAUUUGCGUCAAGGGAAGAGCUCAGCCUACCCAUCCCAGGAUGGCGGAGGAAAAGAGGCUAGACAGCUUUGGGAAGGGCCACACACUUAUGUAAACAGGCACUUUCUCCUUCCCAGGAGCUUAUUUUGUUCCAAAACUAGACCAGAGUGUUUGAUCCUCCUUCGAGGGAGGACUGAGGAAUCAAUCCUCUUUGAAGGACUUAAUCCUAUCUAUGUCCCUGGAAUUUGCGUGGCUAGCCAAUAGGAGCACUAGCUAUCUAGAGAGCUGCCCGCUCUCUGACCCCACAACUACAGGAAAGGGCAAGGUGGCAUUACUGGCACACACAGGCUGUGAGCCAAUAAGCUGAGACCAAGUUCAAAUGUGACAGCUUGAACUUGGAAUUUAAACAGCUUUAAAAACAAAUACAAAGAAGCAGGGCUGGAGAGGUAGCUCCGGAUUAAGAGCCCACACUUCUCUUAGAGCAGACCAGAGUUUGAGUCCCAGCACCCAUUGCUGGUGUCCAGCAACCUCCUGCAACUCCAGCUUCAGGGGAUCCAAGGCCUCUGGCCUCCAUGGGUACACACACACU
This is a messenger RNA of Nannospalax galili (Upper Galilee mountains blind mole rat), 2294 nucleotides long. It is a transcript of the gene Rgs9bp, whose product is annotated as regulator of G protein signaling 9 binding protein. NCBI's taxonomy places the organism in Eukaryota, Metazoa, Chordata, Mammalia, Rodentia, Spalacidae. Gene Ontology annotation, cellular component: photoreceptor outer segment; neuron projection. The coding region runs from base 378 to 1088 and encodes 236 amino acids. The transcript has a single exon. The record is from RefSeq and is a predicted model, not a curated record. Gene Ontology annotation, biological process: detection of light stimulus involved in visual perception; G protein-coupled receptor signaling pathway.